Molecule: messenger RNA, 1243 nt
Organism: Oreochromis aureus
Lineage: Eukaryota; Metazoa; Chordata; Actinopteri; Cichliformes; Cichlidae
Exons: 6
Coding region: 173-805 (210 amino acids)
Biological process (GO): response to bacterium
Source: RefSeq, a predicted model, not a curated record
AUCAGAAUAAAGAAUCAUUUCUUUAAUCCACAAGAUAUGACCUGGCCAGUCAAAGUUUCUGUCGGGAUUCCAACUCAGGAGAGAGGAGGAGGAGAGGAACUGAAACUUGAAACUGAGAGCAACCUUUCUAGUGAACACACCAACUGCGGAGUUGAGCGUCAGACACACAACGAUGAACUUUAUCUUUAUAACAGCUUUAAGUCUCUGUGGCUUCUGGGGGAUUUCCAUUUCAGCUUCUGAUUUUCAGACCACAAAGGUCCACCCAGGUGAAGAUGUCAUUUUGCAGUGCACUAACAACUCCAAAUGGGACUCUUUGACUUUCUGGUUCAGAUUGGUCAACAGUACCACAGUCAGCUGUAUCUCUCGUUUGUUAACUUCUAAACGUGAGGUUAAAUACAGUGAUGGAUUUCAAAAUGGAAAAUUUGAAAUGACAACCAACAUCUCCACUGUUUUCCUCAAAAUCAAGCAAGUGGAUCAAUCUGACUCUGGGCUGUAUUUCUGUGGAUAUCACUCAAAUGGACAUCUGCUUUUCAGUGUGACGCGUUUAAACGUUGGUGAAGAGUCUGACGUUGUAGCUAAGCUGACGAGCAUCACCUUGGGUGUUCUGUCUAUUUUCCUCCUAAUGGUCAUCAUUGGGCUGGUUGUUCAAAACAGGAAACUUCAGCAAGCUUUUAAAGAACAACAAAAUCUGGACCAAAGUGAGAGUCGAGACAAUGAUGACUUGAACUAUGCUACAGUAACGUUUCAGCCGAAAGCAAAAAGAAACCAAAUGGGGUCAAACGUGAUCUAUGCUGCUACCAGAUAGCCUCAACUUUCAUAGUGGCCCUUUUUUGGUGCAUGGUUUAAACACAACUGAGAUGAAAAUCCUGACACCUGUUAAGUUGCAUCUUUUUUGUUACAGAAUCUCUAAUGAAACAGUAAAUAUCACCUAUAUUUCUGAACAACAUGGAGUAUUUCGUUGUGGAACCUGGAUCAAACUUUGAGUUGUAUAUUGUGCAUACUACAUGUGCAACCAUAUGGUAAAAGUCUGAAUCAAAGAUACCAAUUAAUACAAAUACAUGUGAACCGAUGUGGUAGCAGACAGUGCUGUGUUUGAGUUAGAUAUAUAUCUGUCUUCAUGACUGGAAAGAUUUUAUGCUUUCUUUUAUAGUUUGACUCAUACACUUAGUUUGUUUAUACCUAAAUUACCUUUUUUUUUUUACUUAAAAAGUUUAAACAUGCUAUGUUUCUUUGUUCUGUUGCA